AUGAUCCUCCUACAAAUUCGAAUAUUACUAAAAAGAAAAUCGAGGCAGCUAGUACAUGUCAAGACGAGAGGCAAGAAGAAGAGCAAGAAGAAGAAGAUCAAGAAGAGCAAGAUCAAGAUCAAGAUCAAGAAGAGCAAGAACAAGAUCAAGAUCAAGAAGAGCAAGAGCAAGAACAAGAACAAGAACAAGAACAAGAACAAGAACAAGAAACAAGAACUGGACGCAAAAGGAGUCAAAUCGAGUCUAGUAUUGGACAUCCAAAAAAGAAGCGGAGGCAGAUUCGUACACCAGUCGAACUCGCUGAUGCCUUUGGGAUGGAUGAUGUGA
Molecule: messenger RNA, 327 nt
Organism: Cladophialophora psammophila CBS 110553
Lineage: Eukaryota; Fungi; Ascomycota; Eurotiomycetes; Chaetothyriales; Herpotrichiellaceae
Exons: 1
Coding region: 1-327 (108 amino acids)
Source: RefSeq, a predicted model, not a curated record